CGUGGCGUCAGAUCAUCAGUAUGUCUGUGCUGUGGCUGCUUCUGGGCCUCCUUGCCCUCACCGACUCAUCUGAAAGUGGCAACUGGGGAUGCUACGGAAACAUCCGAACCCUCGACACGCCCGGGGCAUCUUGUGGGAUUGGAAGACGCCGAGGCCUGAACUACUGUGGAGUCCGUGCUUCUGAGAGGCUGGCCGAGAUCGAUAUGCCGUACCUCCUGAGAUACCAACCCAUGAUGCGCACCGUUGGCCAAAAGUACUGUGUGGAUCCUGCAGUGAUCGCGGGUGUCGUGUCCAGGGGGUAUCCUGGCGGCAACCUUCUGGUCCAUGGGGGCAAUGUGGAUGAUGGAGUCAGGGUGGUGCAGGACACUGGCCACUAUGCCCCCACUACCUGGAUCAGCGAGUCGCAGCUGUCACAGAUGACCGAGGUCCUGACUGUUAGAAUCAAAGAAAUCCAGAGGAGGUUCCCGACCUGGAGCCCCGACCAGUGCCUGAGAGGGGGACUCUGUGCCUACGUUGGAGGGCCCAGCUAUGUCAGAAGCAGCCAGGACCUGGGCUGUGACUUCUGCAAUGAUGUCCUUGCACGAGCCAAAUACUUCAAGAGACACGGCUUCUAACACUUCAGAUCAACCCCAAGGUCAUUUUCAUGCAGGAGGCCUCAUCUGUUCCACAGAUAAAAUGAGCCAAUGCGCUUAUAACUGAGAAUCUGAGUUUGACCUGAAGGUUGUCAAAAUAACAUGACAUACAUUAAAGG
Molecule: messenger RNA, 751 nt
Organism: Myotis davidii
Lineage: Eukaryota; Metazoa; Chordata; Mammalia; Chiroptera; Vespertilionidae
Gene: LYG1
Product: lysozyme g1
Exons: 5
Coding region: 21-614 (197 amino acids)
Biological process (GO): peptidoglycan catabolic process; defense response to Gram-positive bacterium
Cellular component (GO): extracellular region
Molecular function (GO): lysozyme activity
Source: RefSeq, a predicted model, not a curated record